CAUGGGUUUCGUGCGUCUCGUUUAAGACGUAUUAAUUUUGCGCGUCGCUGUCUGAUUACGUCAUUGUCUUGUGGAAGCGGUAGUGGUGACUCUGUGCAUGCGGUGUUAUUUGAGCUACAGUAAAAAAGUUUAGCUUUGCUGGACACCUGGGCAGUUUUCACGUUUAUUCCACGCCAUGUCAUCUCUUCUGAAGGUCGAUCGCGAGAUGAAAACCAAGGUGGAAGCAUUCAGGGAGCAGAUCAGCAGUGAGGCUGAGCACCUGGUCGCCAGCUUUUUCCCUCGAAAGCUUCUGGAGUUGGAUAACUUUCUAAAGGAGCCUAUUCUCAACGUGAUUGACCUGAAAGAAAUCCAUUCAGAGAUCAAGUUCAAAGUCCCAGACCCGAUUCUUUUCAAUAACAGCCAUGAUGGUGUGGACAUGAAUACCAAAAAGAGGAAACUAGAAGAUGGAGUCACUGUUGAGAGCUGGCAAGGGGGAACCAAAACCCUGGUGAUGCCAGAGGGGAUGCUGAAAUGUAACACCAAGCUGGUAGACCUGAUUGAGCGAGUCAAACCAGAGAUCAGGACUCUGAUUGAGAAGUGUAACACAGUUAAGAUGUGGGUCCAGCUGCUCAUCCCUAGAAUAGAAGAUGGAAACAACUUUGGAGUCUCCAUACAGGAAGAGACUGUGGCAGAGCUGAGGACGGUGGAGUCAGAGGCCGCAUCUUACCUGGACCAGAUCUCCAGAUACUACAUGACAAGAGCCAAGCUUGUCUCCAAAAUUGUCAAGUACCCUCACGUGGAGGACUACAGGAGGACCAUAUCAGAGAUUGAUGAGAAGGAGUACAUCAGUUUGAAAAUCAUUGUUUCAGAGCUGAGGAAUCAAUACGUGAUUCUUCAUGAUAUGAUCCUGAAAAACAUUGAGAAGAUCAAGAAACCAAGAAACUGCAACUCUGAAGCUCUUUACUGACCUCCCCUCAACACACACACACACACACACACACACAAAACAUGAGCUCAGUCAGGCAGUACUGACCAACCAAUAAUUAUAGCUUUUGUUUUGGGAGUACCUGACGAUUUUUGCUUUGACAACCUCAGGACAAUUAUGCCGUAUCAAAUAAGAUGCUGCCUUUGGACUGAUAGUGUGCGGAUAUUCAGUCUUAAAAAGUGCUGCUCUCUAUUCUAUAUUUAAAACCCCAGCUGUUUGGGUCCAUAGUGAGCUAGAGGAAGCUUUAAAAAUGCAUUUAAAAAGAUAUUGACCCAACAUCACACACAUACAUUACAGCUGUUGUGGGAUCCUCCUCCAUCUUUGAUUUAGGCCCUAUUCUGCAGUCACCGCCAUGCUUUCUAGCACGUAAACCUUCAGUUUUGGCCAUCCAGUACUGAUUGGAAUGUGACCUUGGAUUCUUUUUUCCUCCUGAGUAUCUCGACUGCACGCUGUUAAUACAAAGACCGCCCACAUGGUCUGCCUCCCUCCUGUUCCGCUGGGACUAAAGCUCGGAGGUUACGGCUGGUUUCUCUUCCUGUCUGGGAUAUCUGGAGUUCUGCUCUUGUGGAUGCGGUGUCUCUCCCAGGAAUGUUAUCAUCUGUUUUUUAUUGUUUGUUUGUUUUUUUGCUUCAUGUUGCCUGACCCACCUAGAGAAGGUUUUCCUUUAGUUUUUGCCCUGUCUCUGGAACAUUCUGGGCACACCACUGUCCUGAGAAAAAUAUGGAAUUUAAAACUCAAACUCCACACAGUCCUCCCCCCGGUUGGCCUCAAACUGUCAAGGGACCCUCGUUUAAUACAAUGCAGACCCCUUUCCUCAGUGCUUCAGAAAACAGCUGCAGUUCUUCAGCUUUAGUGUUGCAAUUAUCCUGACAUCCAGAGAUUUGACUGCACAUAACUCCGUUUCUCAUGGAGGAUUCUCACUCUUCACAUGAAGAAUAUUCUUUAUUUCUCCCUCUGCCUACAAACUGCUUUUUUCUGUCUUAAGUUGUUCUUGUUGUAUCUUUGUGUCAUAGUGACACUAGAAGAUAAAAAAAAAUCAGUUUGCCUGCCUUCCUGUUACAGGGAGGCAUAGUGCAGAACAUGUGGUGCUGUUAACACAUCUGUUAACUCUGUAGCACGCUGCUGUCUGUCAGUAAGGACCGGUCAGAAAGGGUUGGAUUCAAAAGUCAAAAAAGAAAACUACCUGGAUGUGUGUUCUUCUACACAACAUAAUGCACAUUCAGUAAUGUGACUCCAUGUAUCUGUCUCUUGCGAUCAAGCAGGCUUAAACUGGAUCUCGAAACGAUUUGUCAAAUGCAAUUAGUGUCCGUGGUUUCAUACAGCUGUUAUUAUUGUUUUUAACAGCCCUGCACAGACAUGGUGCACCCACACAGGUGUUUGCACUUAAAUGCAAUCUGAAAUCUUCAAUUUUCAGAUUUCUUGUGCUGUUAUAAUGUUGUUUUGUAUUUUGUUCACCUCACGAUAUGAAAUUGAAGCCUGGUGCUGUAAAACAAAACUUUUGCAACUUGACAGCACUAUGGAAGUGCAUCCAAAAUGUGUUUUUUAUUUUAGGUUUUUAAGCUAACAAAGUAAUAAAGGAACAUACCUCUCUGUAUGCAUGCAUGCAGGUAAGGACUGUUACUUCGUACAAAAAUCUAGUUUGAACAAAUUCAAACUAACUCAUAAUACCUUUUGAAUAAAUUGGAAUCCAACCCAUGUAGCCUUUUUUUAAAUAAACCAUGGCUGCAGUCACACCAGAUCUCACUCUCCGUUUGUUUCUAUGAGGAGGGCGAGGUAAAAAGGUCACUGUUACAAUUUGUUGUGCAUAUUCAAAAACCUGAUGAUAUUCAAGUCUUUCACAAUGUUUCAAAGUAGGUGUGUUUCUUCUUCCAAUCUGUCCGUUCACACCGGGGAUGAUUCGGCAGUGUCAUCCCGCUCACUGCAGCGAUAGUUUCGGCGUCUCCUCUAUUUCUUGUGCGAGACGCGAGCGUAUGUGUCAAGCCAGGCAGGUAAUCACAUACAGGAAGAUCACAAUGUAGCCGCAUUCUUUACAAAAAUAAAACGCAUAGGUUAGGCUAGGUUCAUGGUAGUUUUGGCUGUCUUGACUUCUCACAGCGAGACACGCAAUCAGGCACACGGAGAGAGAGACCGACGGAUGGACGGACAGAGAGAGUCACACACACUCACAUAUAGGCUACAAUUACCACAGUUUUCCCCACUCAUCCUGUCUUUCUAUCAGAGAGAGAGGAUUGCUUUGUGACCGGCGCGUGUCAUCCGGUGUGAAUGGCAAGGCGCACAAUCACACGCACGCCAGUGUGUUCCAGCUGUUAGUGUGCAUGUAAAUGUACUCACUGUCUAGGGAAAAACAAAGAAAACUAGAACUUUCUAUAUACGUAUAAAUCCACUUGAUUUGUGUAAAGCAGGCUGCUAAAGCCUAUAUUCUAUUUCGUGUUGGAUUUUGUCCCCUUCAUUACAUUGGAAUCACAUCAGGAUUUCAAGGAAGGGCUCUUAAAGCCGGUAUGGACAGGAGGAACAAUUAAUGGGCAUGUGAUUACUGUAUUAAAAAUGUGAACAUAUAUCCUUUCAUUUUCUGUUGCGUUCAAACUCUAUUUUGAAUUUCAAAUAAAAAAUGACAGCCAUAAUA
Messenger RNA from Perca fluviatilis (European perch), 3587 nucleotides. RefSeq names its product proteasome activator complex subunit 3-like. The transcript has 10 exons. The record is from RefSeq and is a predicted model, not a curated record. Gene Ontology annotation, biological process: positive regulation of endopeptidase activity; regulation of G1/S transition of mitotic cell cycle; regulation of proteasomal protein catabolic process. Gene Ontology annotation, cellular component: proteasome activator complex; nucleoplasm; cytoplasm. NCBI's taxonomy places the organism in Eukaryota, Metazoa, Chordata, Actinopteri, Perciformes, Percidae. Gene Ontology annotation, molecular function: endopeptidase activator activity. The coding region runs from base 176 to 946 and encodes 256 amino acids.